This is a messenger RNA of Centropristis striata (black sea bass), 5749 nucleotides long. It is a transcript of the gene erich3, whose product is annotated as glutamate-rich 3. Lineage: Eukaryota; Metazoa; Chordata; Actinopteri; Perciformes; Serranidae. The coding region runs from base 165 to 5654 and encodes 1829 amino acids. The record is from RefSeq and is a predicted model, not a curated record. The transcript has 14 exons.
AAGUGCAGCCUCAGAGCGACUCAGCUGCAAAUAAACUGACACACUUUAUAACUAAUAGCUGCGGGUUCAUUUCCCCCUGAAUCCUCCAGCAGAGACCAAGAACCUUCUGACCUGAAAGCUGAAAUAUCUGGAGGCUUUUUAAAGAGAGUGCGAGCUGAAAAACCAUGAGUCACCUCAACCCAGGACUUAUUUCAGCCUACAACAGCCUCACAGACAAACAUCUGGCUGGAUACUUCAGUAACACUCGGAUCAGAAGACACCUGCAGAGAGCCGGACUGAUCACCCGGAGCGGGCGGAUUGUUCCAGACAAGGAGUACCGACACAAGCUGAUCCAGAGAGCCCACCAGAGACACGUCCGAGAAUGUCUGGCCCAGGCCAUUUUCCACAAGGUGCUGGAGAUGGAGCGUUUCCACCAAAUAGAGAUCAAAAGGAAACUGGAGGAGUUUGCAAGGAGGGAAAGAGUGCAUAAGAUCAAGGUGGAUCGCUCUAAAAGGUAUGAAGAAGACAUCAUCCGUAUCCUUUCUCCACGCCCACCCACGGGGGCCAGAGGCAUCCGAAAACAGCACUCUGGGCCAGAGGGGGAGCACUCUGAAUCCUCCGAAUCUCCGGGCUCGUCUCGACCCAACACGGCUCCAGGGAAGAUGCAGAGGCCGGUGCGUCUGAAGCCGAUCCACAGUAACAGCACCACAGCUUCGCUCAGACGCAGCUCCCCUUACAGAGUCCUGGAGCCCUCCAAUGAGAACGAACAGCCGUUCAACUGCACUAUGGACAAGGAGUCCCGGAGAUGUCGGACCAAAACAGAGGCCUCCCGUGGCAUCUCGCCCUACUGCCUCCCAGUCAUCAACAACUUCGUCACCCCAGUGCCUCCAGCCACGAAGAGGAAAGAGAGGGGGGUAAAGGUCACUCCCAGCGGCACGCUCAGAGGACGCAGACUGCGUCCCACCACCGCUUCCAGCGGAGCUGACGUCAAUGAGGACCCCCCCAUGCUGAGGAGCUCUGUGCACCAGAGCAGAGUGUGUGUGAACAUGAUGUACUUUGGCAAAUCGGUGCAUCUCUCCCACGACCUGAAUGACAUGAGGGACGAGGUCAAAGUGUUUCAGCAGCACUGCGGAGGGGAGAACCUGUGUGUUUUCAAGGGCAAGCUCCGUGAGGGAGAGACUUUCCAGUUCAUUUCAAGGCGACACAGAGGAUUCCCCUUCAGCUUGACCUUCUUCCUGAAUGGGCUGCAGGUGGAGCGACUGAGCUCCUGCUGCGAGUUCAAACACAGGAAGGGCUCCAGACUCGGUGGCCGGCACGGACACUUUGGCUUCUGCAGCGUAGAGGGAGCCUCUCCCUGUUACAAGUGCAUUAUAGCGAUGGGAUUGGACAAGAAGCCCACUCCUCCACCAAAGAGGGUGAAAGAGGACAGUGGAAGAGAGGAGUCAGCCAGCAGCCCAAAGGAUGCUGCUGAGAUGGAGACGGAGAGGACCGGAGGGGACGCGUCCCACUCAGAAUGUGAAACCAGCCAACCGCAAGACAUGGAAACUCAAAUCAAAGAAGAAGUAGCAGCUGAGGAAGACAGAGUCAGAGACGAUUAUGAGGAAGACUUUGAAGCAGACGACGAAGGCCCUGCAGAAGAUGCCGAAGCAAAAGAAAAGAAAUCCCCGUCUCCAUCUGGUGAAACUGAAAGGCAGGUUAAAGAGAGAGAAGCUCCUGAGACUGAAGACGAUGAGAAAGAUGAGGACAUAAAGUCUCGUUCAGGCUCCAGCUCCUCAGGCAGCGACCAGGAGGAGAGUGAUGCUGAGGCCACCAAAGACGAAGAAGAGAAAGCAGAACAACUGGAAGAGGUCAAUCAGGACCAAACUCCUGUUCCACAAGAAGAAGAAAAAGAUGAAACGAAUCCAGAAGAAGCUGCUGAGACUGAGACUGAGCCUGCUGCGCCCAAAAACUCAGAAGUCCAGGACAGUGCGGGGGACAGCACAGAGAUAGACGUCUCUGACAACAAUGUCCCCUCCGGGAACGAGAAUAAACAGAGUGAUGACACUGCAGGAGAAAAGGAGGUGGAGAAAACGGUAGAUGAGAACAAACAGGAGGAGGAUCCGGAGAGGGCCAAAUCUGUGCAGGAGAAGCUGGCAGAAGCCAUUCUGAAGGAGUCCCAGUGCAGCUCCGAGCCCGAACUGAGCGACACCAGCACCGAGGAGGAGGAGGAGUCGGCAGAUAAAGGCCCUGAACAGGACAGCGAAGAUGCAGUUGCGGUGAAAUCUGUGACAUUUACAGAACAGCAACAGACCCUUGUAGAGGAGACAAAAUGUGAGGAAGGUGUUGUUGGUGAAGCCGAAGUGGUACAAGAGACGACUGAAGCAACAGAACAGGAGGUUGAAGCUGAGCAAGAUCCCCCCGAGAUCAGUGACGGGACUAAAGAUGAGAAGAUAGUGGAGAAUGAUGAAAAGGCUGCAUCAGAAGAAGAGAAAAACACAGCAGAGAAUGACAAAUCAGAGGACACAGAAGAUACAGGUGCAGCUCUGCCACCUGUACCCGAAGAGGAAAUGGCAGAGGAGGACAAGACUUCAGAACAUCAAGAAGAUGCAGCAAAUAAAUCCAUUAAUGGGGAUGCUGCAGAGAAAGAAAAUGAGGAGAAAACCGAAGCGGAGGCUGACAUGCAGCCCGACGAGACGGGGCAAGGGGCAAAAAGCAGCGAGGAGGAUGAGUCAUCAGUAUCAGAGCUGAAUAAAAAGACUGAUGAGACAGCAUUGGCAGAUAAUGCAGAGGCGGAGGCGAUGACAGUGAGCGAAACAAUGGAGAUGAAAGCAGAGCCCUCAGAGGAACGAGAGGCCCUCGACUAUGAAGAGGCACCUGUAACCGACACAGAGAAGAGAGACAGCAAGGACAGAGACGCAGCAUCAAAGACAGAAGUCACGGAGGAGAAUUCAAGCAGCUCGUUGGAGGGGAGCGGAGACACCACAGUUGAAAAAACAGCAGAUAUAAGUGAGGAAAAUGAACAAGAUGAGAGCAGUAAAGAUGAUAUUAAAGAAGAUGAAGUGCCAGCAGCAGUAGAGGCUGGUGAGGAUGAUAAUCCAGAAGAAACGAGUGUUCUGGGAGAGGAGCAGACAGAGAAAUCCUCUGUGGAAAAAGAGGAUAUAGUGGAAGAGAAAUGUGAAGAAGAAGUUGAGGAGGAAGAAAAGCAAGCAAAUCCAGACGAGAUAAUAGAAAGCGAAAAUAGGGAGGAAAAGGAAAAGGAUGAUAAAGCUGAGACAGAAGAACAAGAGAAGAAUGAGAGAAAGACAGAAGAAAGCAUAGAAAAUAAGGAAAACAUUUCAGAGGGGCCUAAAAAUGACACAAACACUGAAGAAAAGGCAAAUGAAGAACAAGCUGAGAAAACACACGGUGAAAAUGAUAAAAUUGCAGAAGAGAUCACAGACGAAUCAGAAAAGACAGAGAGAGACGAAGAUAAUGAAUGUGUCCAGAAUAAAAAUGACGAGGAAGAAUCAGAAGACAAGGAAGCUGCAUCUGAUAAAACUAAUGAGGGCGAAGAGCUGGGUAAAGCUGCUGGUGAAGAAAAGGAUGAUGAAACUGAAAAAGAAGAGAAAGAUCAGAACGAGGCCGAAGCCGAGAAAGUUGCAAUGAAUAAUGACGAUGAAGAAUCUGAAGAGAAAAAAGUUGAUAAGACUGCAGAGGGAGAAGAAAUAUCUGAGAUCACAGGGGAAUCUGAGAAAAGUGCAGAUGCAGACGACAUGAAAAUAUCUGGUGAAAAUAUUGUCAAGUCAGAGGAUGUGGCCGACAGUGAACAAACAAAUGUUGCACAAGAGAAUAAACCAGCUAAAGAGGCACCAAACAAUGAAGAUGUGGCUGAAGGUGUUGAGAAAGAAACUGAAAUAGAGAGUGAAAAAAGCGUAAAAGGAGAAGUUGACGGUGAAAAUGGAGAGAUUUCUACCGAAAUAGAGGCGGAAACUCAGAAGGAUAAAGCAGAGGGUGAAGAGGGUGAAAAUGACGUGAAAACAGCAGAGAAUAUGGAAGAUGGGAGAGAAAGAGACGAGUCUGAGGAGGCUGAGAGCACAGGGGUUAAAGAAGUAACUGUUGAGUCUGAAGAUGUCGCUGAAAAACAUGAAGAUGACAAAGUCGACGAGGCUCCAGCUGACACCGAUGUGGUGCAAAGUGAGGUGAAAGAAGGGCACGACAGUGUGGAAAAUCAAGACGAUUUGUCUAAAAAAGACUCAGAGCCGGAGACGUCUGGUGUGGAGAUAAAAGAAGACUCUAAAUCAGACGGCAGGAAGGACAACGAUGAAACCAAACAAGAUGAAAAUGGCAACAUAUCUGACCCUGAUAGUAUAAAUAGAGAUUCAGACUUGAUGAAAAACGGCAAUAACGUCAAAAGUAACUUCAGUGAGGUGAUGGUUGCUUCUUCUGGUGAUCAGGCACAAACAUCAACACCCGUCGCUGCAGAGUCGGACGAUACAGCUCACAAGUUAGACCAGUCUGCUGCACCAUCUGAGUCUAAAACAGACAGACAUCCUGAUUCUGCUGCAGUUGACCUUUCUGCCGUGGAUGGAGAAAACGGUGCAGACACAGAGGAGGCGAGCAAGGCCUCGGAGGAAGGAGCGAGCGUGCUGCUCAAACCUCAAGCACAGUCGUCACCGCUCGAUGAAAACACGGGGAAAAGCAUCGCAGGAGGUAAAGAAUCUCCAGAGGCAUUAGCAAGAGAAGAUCUGGUCACAAACUGGGUGACCAUGCAUCAAACAGCAAAGUUUUUCCAGACGUUUGUCGAACCUUUGGAAGAACUGAAAGAAUCUCAAGUGUCCAACUCUAAUGAAGAAGAGACACAGGCGACAGAGCUGCCCAGAUCAGAGAGUCCACUCAAGAUGCUGAAGAUGUCUCAGACUGAAGAACAAGAGUGCACAGAAAAACAUGAAAGUGAGUCAGGGGACAAAAGCAAAGAGAUUGAUGAAAAAAUUGAGAGCAAUCCGUCUGAAGAGAAAGACACACUGCAAGUAGAGGGGGAGACUGAGGUGAAAGACUUGGUUCCAGAAACACAGAGUGAACAUAAAGAGUCUGUGAACGGGCAUGAGAUGAGGUCAGAGGAGCAAAAAGGAAGCAGGGGAUCUCUGGGUGAGGAGAAGGUGCCAGAGAGUUUAAUUCAGGACGUCACUGAGCAAACUGACAUUUCCAAAACUGAGGUGGAAAGCAUUGAAGGUGCUCAUCAUUCAGAGACCAGCAGAAGACCUGAGAGUGUCAGUGAAACCCAAACUGAUGAGAAAACCGCCGACAAUGACUUGAAUGAAAAACAAACAGCAGUUGAAGAGGUGAAAGAUCUUCCACCUUCACCCCGGACAGACGAGCAUUUGUCGAGUCCAGAAGGACUUUCCAAGUCAAAUGAACUAAAAGACACAGAAGACACGUGCGGAAAAAGCGAUGAGCCAAGUCGAGAAGUUACAGAAAUAACCGAUUUUACGACAUCCAAGUCAGACGAUGGAAGUCACGAGGAGUCCGAACAUGCAGACACCCAACCCAAACCAUCAGACGCAAGCAUGAGUGAAGACAGAAAAGACUUGCAGCUGAUCCAAGACAUCAAACACACUCUCAGUAAAGACCGGCUGAGCACUUUCUCAGUGGAUGAAACACUGUUCAGCCCGAGUUCAUAUCCUCUGCUGACUGCUGCAAAGACACAGAGUCAACAUUAGAGCUGCACACGUCAGAGUGGGACUAAGGUACAGUGAUUAUUUUCUUUAGUUUUACAAGAAAACAUGCAUUACCUGUCAAAAGUCUAGACACACCC